CAACUUUAUAAACCAGAGGUAAUUGCUCAAUUGGAGCAAGAAGAGCAGUGGAUGAUAGAAAGAGACAGCCCACUGGACACCCAUCCAGGUUUGAAUAGGAGGUUUUUUUGAUAAUGACCAGACGCUAAGAGUCCCCAUGCCACCCUACACCACUGUGGAAGAUGCAAGAAUAAGGAACUGUACCAGAGGGUGAGCCAUGGUGACAAAUAGAGGAUAAGAACAUCAAUGUGCUUUACUGGCUUAUAUUAAUAUAAAAAACUAAAGAUGUAAUAUAAUUGGGUUAAUAAUUCAUUUUAUUUGUUGAAACAUAUUUAUGUAACACCUUUAUCCAAAAAGAAUUUGAGGUGAAUUAAUUGAUUUUUAUGAUUACUGCCUUGUUUGACAUUAGUAACAUUUACUAUUAUAAAACAUUAUAAAUGUAAACUGUCAAAAAACAUGAAUAACUGCAAGUGUGGGGAUGCUUCAAUUUCUUGGUUUCAGGUUUUCUCUUGGUCUUCUCGGACAUGGCUGAAGAAACCAUGAGGCUAAGGCCCUGACCAUUGCCUGGGAGAUCCCGGAUAGAAAAGGAAACCACAAUAAAGGCCAGAACUUCAUACGCUACAGUGGACGGUGGACACGCUGGGAAAGCAGAGGCCAGGAACUCCCCAUCGGCUCCCCACCGGCGCAGUCCCCUUUAAGGGAGAGUGGGCGGAGCCCUGCCUUUAGCUCCGCCCACAGCUAGGGGACCUGCGGCCGAGGAGAGGUCUGGGGCAGAGCCGCCUGCGUGCGGCGUGACGCUAUCACGCUGCGACUGGCGCUCUGCGGGUCACGUGGCUGCGCAGCAGAGGCGCGGGCGAUCAAAGCCACAUAAUGUCCGUAGCUCGUUCAUCCGUCCAUGCCAAAUGGAUCGUGGGGAAGGUGAUUGGGACAGCAAUGCAAAAAACUGCUAAAGUGAGAGUGACCAGGCUUGUUCUGGAUCCGUAUUUAUUGAAGUAUUUUAAUAAGCGAAAAACCUACUUUGCUCAUGAUGCUCUUCAGCAGUGCACUGUUGGGGAUAUUGUGCUUCUCAAAGCUUUACCUGUACCACGAACAAAGCACGUGAAACACGAACUGGCUGAGAUCGUUUUCAAAGUUGGAAGAGUCAUAGAUCCAGUGACAGGAAAACCCUGUGCAGGAACUACCUACCUGGAGAGUCCAGUCAGUUUGGAGACAACCCACCUAACCAAAAAUCUAGAAGAACUUGAUAUCUCUUCGUCACAGUGAUGGAAGAUUAGAAGAAGGAGCCAAAGGGAAAAUGUACACAUUUGCUUUAUGGAAAAGAAAUUUUUCUAAGUUUCAUCACAACUUUCCAGUCUCUCUUGUAGUAUUUAUGAAAUAGCUAAAAGUAAAUGAAGCAAAGGGCUUGUUAUAAUUUUUCAUAAAGGUUUAUGGCCAUGUUUCAGAUUUUCUUUUCAGUGGAUAUAGUUUCACAUUGCACUAAGUGUGCCUAGCAAUCUGCUGCAUUAUUUUAUAAGUUCACUGUUUUACAAAAUAUAUUGGUUUUCUUUUUUUCAUUCAAAGAAAUUAUAUUAGAACCUUUAUUUUUAGGGAAGAAAGCCUUUUGAUGUAAACAGUUAAGGCCACAGUAAGUGAAUGUUUUUGAUAGUAUAUAUUCAAAAUAAAUUUAAAUAUUUUGUCUGAUUUCACCAAUUCCAAAAGCAAAUAAUCAACAUGCUUGUGGCCAGACUUUCUUCAGAUUAAGGCAUAGAAAGUAAAAAUUUUUUAAAUUGUGUCAUUUUCUUCUAGGCUAGAUUAAAUAGGAAUGAGUUCCUAAAAUCUAACACAUUGAAUAAGGUGUAGGACCUCAAACACAUGUGCAUUUGAUUUGGAGAGUGAGUUUUAUUGCUAUUCAUUAAUAAACUGAUAACUUAGA
This is a messenger RNA of Microcebus murinus (gray mouse lemur), 1891 nucleotides long. It is a transcript of the gene MRPS17, whose product is annotated as mitochondrial ribosomal protein S17. Gene Ontology annotation, biological process: mitochondrial translation. Gene Ontology annotation, cellular component: mitochondrial small ribosomal subunit; ribosome. Lineage: Eukaryota; Metazoa; Chordata; Mammalia; Primates; Cheirogaleidae. Gene Ontology annotation, molecular function: structural constituent of ribosome. The record is from RefSeq and is a predicted model, not a curated record.